Molecule: messenger RNA, 309 nt
Organism: Mycena citricolor
Lineage: Eukaryota; Fungi; Basidiomycota; Agaricomycetes; Agaricales; Mycenaceae
Source: the annotation of a GenBank genome assembly
GAGUGACAGUGCGGGCGGUGGACGCGGACUGAAUGUGUCACGAGGCUGCGGAUACCCGGGAGCAGGACUGGACUGGGCGCGGCGAUCGGCGAGCGGGUGUGUUGGGCAGCGGCGGCGAUCAUGCGGGCUCGUCGGGCUCGGGGAGAGGCGGGCCUGUGGCUGGGAGUGCCGAUCGGGAGGGAGCAGCACCGCCAGUCAAGUCACCGUGUCGGAGUGGGCCCACUCAGACUGUGCCAGAGUCCUCCCGCUGCGGCGAAAUGUUCUCGACCUUUGACAAGAUACUCAGCAGCGAGCACAUCACAUGCGCCC